GAGCAGUCAGAGAGUCUAAGCAGCUGACGGAGACAACCAGCUGAGCGGUGUUGGUGCUGCAAUAAUAGCAAAUAGGCCGGCUUCCUCUUCUUAAUGUUCCUAGAAAUAGUAAUGUCAAGUGGAUUUCAGUCUGGAAACCAACCAACCAGCCUAAAUUUCAACAACUAGGCUACCACAUGCAAGACCAUGGACAGACUGACUUUAAGAACUGGGAGAAGAGGACCUAAUAAUGGUAAUAAUACUGGCCAAAAUGAGAAUGGCAGAGGGAGGAGGCAAGGAGGUGCACCGGGAGACAGGGCGAGAGAACAAGAGGGCAGAAGAAGAGCAGAGCAAGAAAGAGAGGAGGCAGUCGGAGGAGUAGAGGUGCAUGGGAGAGGCAGAGGAAGAGGAGGCAGAGCAGAGGUGGGCAGAGGAGGAGCAAGAGGGGCAGGACGAAGAGGCAGGGAGGGAACAGGUGGAGGAGGAGGAGAAGGGGUGCAAUGGAGAGGCAGAGGAGGAGGAGCUGCAGAUGCAGUGAGAGGGGACGAAAGAGAUGCAGGAAGAGGUGGUAGACAGAGAGGAGGAGGGAGAGGGAGGGGUGGUUUUAGAGGGGAAGGUGCAGAGAGACAGAGAGAUGGAGUAGGAAGAAAUGGAGGGCCAGGUGCAAAUGAAAGAGAGGAAGCAAGAAGGGGGAUGGCCGAAAUUGGUGUACGUAGAGGAGGACAUAGUGUGGAUAGAAGGGGAGGUCGAGGGGGUGAGAGAAGAGAUGGACAAGCGUGGAAUGGAGGAAGAUCAAAUUCUACAGGCAGAGCUGAGGGACCACAGGGCCGUCGCCUUGGCUAUAAAAUGCUAGAAGAACUCUCUGAAAAAGACCCGUCUGUGGUGGCCAUCACCCUCUCCUCUCAUCCUGGCCUACAAGAUGUCCUUCGUGAGGCAAAAAUGAGGCAGGACCUUGUCGAACUCCUCUGCUCAGUGCUGAGUAAAGCCUUCAAAUCACGGACAGACAGAGGAUUUCUGCAGCACCUGGCUAGCCUCAUAAAAGAUUCAGGGUUCUUUCGCACCAGCCUGCCCCACUAUCUGGUGGGCAUGGGGUCAGAGUUCAACCCUGUCCGCAGGGCACAGUAUCCUCAGCAUCUGGAAAACAUCGUGGCUAUUCUCUCAGAGGUGCUUAGCAACUUCCCUGCCAGCUCUGUUCGGGCAGUGACUUUGCUACUGACGCUGCUUCAAGCCUCCAUCAACAGCCUGAGGGCAUCAGGAGUGGACAUUCAGCCUAAAAUGGAAGAGUCUGUGGAGGGUCUUCAGGGCCUGGUCCAGCACCUCCAGGAAAGGUCCAGGGAGGGAACUCUGCGCUCUGACAGGGACACAUAUGCCCUCCUACCCACUGGUGGUGAUAACCCAGAUGAAGAAGAGCAGCAAGAUUUCAGGACCAUACCCAUCUACCCAACUCCAGAAGAGUUCCAGCAGGAGCACAGGCCUUUCCUUAGACCCAACCUCACCUCUCAGCGCUACGCAAACACUCACCUCUACCUUGACACACACUUCCGGCUGCUUAGAGAGGACUUUGUACGGCCCCUCCGCGAGGGGAUCCAGCAAUUGCUCUGGAACCAAAUGGACAUAGGAAGUAGCGAUAAAACUCUGAAGAUGAAGCGCUUUGAUGAUAUCCAUGUAUAUUUUGACACACAGCUGGUGGUACCCAAGUGCACGAACACCGGCCUUGCCUACAUCGUCCAGUUUGACAUUCAGCCACUUAAGUUUGUGCGCUGGCAGAAUUCCAAGAGGCUUCUCUACGGUUCCCUGGUCUGCCUUUCCUGUGAUAAUUUUGAGAGCUUCCUGUUUGCCACAGUGUCGGAUCGAGAUCCAGAAAAUCUGCAAAAGGGACAAGUCCAGAUUACCUUCACCGAAGAAAGCAGAUAUAAACUGGCCAGAAUUCAGAGAGAUCAAUCAUUCCUGAUGGUAGAGACUACAGCCUACUUUGAGGCCUAUCGGUAUGUCCUCGAGGGCCUACAGGAACAGGAGGAGGACGACCUGCCCUUCCAGAGGUACAUCGUGGAGUGCAACACAGAUGUGCAACCCCCAGCUUAUCUGCAAGGAGGAGAUGUGUAUGACCUGUCAUCUAUUGCUCACCCUGACCACAAGCACAGCGUGCAGCCCUUUCACAGCCUGGAAGCAGAGGCCUGGCCAAGUAUGGAGGAGCUGGAGCUGGAUGAGUCUCAGAUGAGAGCCUUACAGCUGGCCCUCACAAGUGAGCUGGCCAUUAUACAGGGACCGCCUGGCACUGGAAAAACCUACGUUGGCCUUAAGAUUGCUCAGGCUCUGUUGACCAAUCAGAGUCUCUGGAGAAAUGAAACUAACAAAGCUCCAAUACUGGUAGUGUGUUACACUAACCAUGCCCUGGAUCAGUUCCUUGAGGGUAUUCAUAAAUUUCUGGAAGACGGCAUAGUGAGAGUAGGAGGCCGCAGCAACAGUGAGAUCCUGAGGCGUUUCAAUCUAAGGGAGCUGACCCACUCACAUAACUUCAGACGUAUGCUGCCGUCUCACCUGCGUGCUGCAUAUAAUGAGGUUUACAGGCAGCUGUGUCAGGAGGAGAGGGAGAUCCAGAGUCACAGCGUGAAGCUGGAGUGUUCUCUGAAAGGAAUCAUGCGUGAAAGCAUCUUACAGAAGUUCAUUUCACUCAGACACUGGAACAGUCUGCACCUACCACCUGAUGCCGCUGAGAACUGGAAUGAGAAGUCCAGUCUGAUUAUGGAGUGGCUGGGUUUGGGUUCCACUGUCUUCCUGCAGAGGGAGACAGAGAAUGCAAAUGGAGAUGAAGAUGUAGCAGAGGAGGAAGCAAUGGACUUAGAAGAGGAGGACCUCAUUGACAUUGCAGAGGAGGCAGAUCUGAUCCAGGCAGAGCGGUUUAUUGAAGACAACAUUAAUUCCAGAGGUGGUAGAAAUGGAGGAAAGAGGAGAGACAUCAAGGAGGUUGUCAAAGAAGUGGAAGAACUGAUGCUGGCCAUGACCCUGGAUAAAGCUGAAAUACAGGCUGAGCAGAGUGAGGAAGGAUGGGAGAUGCAACGAAGUCAGAAGAAAAAGAUGAAGUACAAAAUCAGAAAAGAGCUGGGGAAGAGUUCAACUAUGACUGAAGAAGAAGCUGAUAACGUCUUUGAUGUGUGGACCCUGAGUCGGACAGACAGAUGGAGACUCUAUCGGUUGUGGGUGUCACAAUACAGGGUAGAGCUUCGCACCAGAGCCCUAGAGACUGAACAUGCGUAUCAGAACGCAGUGGAUAGACUGGCUGAUGUAAAACGACGUGAGAGCCUCUGUCUGCUUCAGAAAGCCACGGUUAUUGGCAUGACAACAACAGGAGCAGCCAAGUUCCGCACAGCUCUGCAGGAAGUGCGUCCACGCCUGGUGAUUGUAGAAGAGGCUGCAGAGGUUCUCGAGGCCCACACCAUCACCACGCUGAGCCAAGCAUGCCAGCACCUCAUCCUCAUCGGAGACCACCAACAGCUGCACCCCAGCGCCACAGUUUAUGAACUUGCUAAGAACUUCAACCUGGAGGUGUCCAUGUUCGAAAGGCUGGUGAAGGUGGGAGUCCCUUUUGUCAGGCUCAACUACCAGCAUCGUAUGAGGCCAGAAAUUGCCCGUCUUCUGACCCCACACAUCUACUCAGAGCUGGAAAACCAUCCCUCUGUGUUGGACUAUGACAACAUCAAGGGCCUCAAUACCAAUUUAUUCUUCGUGGAGCACAGCUACCCAGAAGAGGAGAUCAAAGAUGGGAGAAGCCAUCAGAACCGACACGAGGCCAUGUUUGUAGUCGCUCUCUGCCGCUAUCUUCUCUUUCAGGACUACAAACCAGAGCAGAUUACCAUCCUUACGACCUAUACCGGCCAGCUCCACUGCUUGCGCAGACUUAUGCCAGCCAGCCAGUUCUCAGGCGUCAAAGUGCAUGUAGUAGACAAGUACCAGGGAGAAGAGAAUGACAUUGUCUUGUUGUCUCUGGUCCGCAGCAACAUGCAGGGUAAGGUUGGCUUUUUGAGCAUCCCCAAUCGCGUCUGUGUGGCUUUGUCUCGAGCCAAGAAAGGUCUCUACUGUAUUUGCAACAGUGCAAUACUGGGACAAGUCAAACUGUGGAGCAACAUCUUCCACACUCUGAAGGAGAACAACCAGGCUGGGAAGGCUCUGAACCUGUGCUGUCAGAAUCAUCCAAAUCGACAGAUAAAAGCGUCUCAAGCAGAAGACUUCAAACACGCCCCAGAGGGGGGCUGCACUCAGCCUUGCCAGUUCCGUUUAGAUUGUGGCCAUGUUUGUGCAAGUGUCUGCCACCCCUACGACCCUGAGCACAAGAAGUACAAGUGUCGCAAGGAGUGCCAGAAGAUUUUAUGUGAUCAAGGACACAGGUGCACACUUAUGUGUCAUAAAGCAUGCCCAAAGAAAUGUCCAGUGAAGGUUGAGAAGAUCAUACCACAGUGUAAACACACACAGAUGGUUCCUUGCCACCAGGACCCGAAGACAUUUGUAUGCCAGGAGCCUUGCCAGAAAAUGCUCUGCUGUGGACAUCCAUGUGAUUCGGCCUGCGGGGAACUAUGCACUAGUAAGUGCAAGGUGUUGGUCACCUUAAAGCUAAAGUGCGGCCACAGCCAGCAGAAUGCUUGCUUUUAUAAAACACAGAUAAAGGAGCCUGAAUGUAGGACCCCAUGUGGGCAUCAGCUAAAAUGUGGCCACACUUGCCGUGGUAACUGUGGGAGGUGUUAUCAGGGACGCUUCCAUUUGCCAUGUUUUCACCCAUGUGAGCGUACCCUGAUUUGCUCUCACAAGUGCAGGGAGCCUUGCACUCGUGAUUGCCCCCCCUGUCAGAGACCAUGUGAGAACUGCUGCGUCCACAGUCAAUGUAUGAGGCCAUGUGGGCAGCCCUGUGUUCCAUGCAUUGAGCCGUGUGCCUGGCAGUGCCCUCACCAAAGAUGCAGUAAGCUUUGCCAUGAGCCAUGCGAUCGUCCACCAUGCACCCGACCCUGUGAUAAGGUCCUGGAUUGCGGCCACCCGUGCAUAGGUCUGUGUGGAGACAAAUGUCCAAGCAAAUGUCGCAUCUGUGAUCACAGUGAGGUCACAGAGAUUUUCUUCGGAACUGAGGAUGACCCUGAGGCUAACUUCAUUCAGCUAGAGGACUGUGGACACAUCAUUGAAUGCACAGCCAUGGACAAGUACAUGGGGAUGGAUGACAAUCAGCAAUCAAAUGAAGAAGAGGUGGCCAUAAGACUAAAAGAAUGCCCCAAGUGCAAAACACCUAUCCGGAAGAAUCUGCGGUAUGGAUCUCACAUCAACCGCAGUCUGGCCGAGAUAGAGAUGGUAAAGGUGAAGAUAAAUGGAAAUCAGGCAGAUAUUAAAGAGCACAGGAAUGCUCUUCAACAACAGUGGACGGAAAACCUUGACAUCCAUGAAAUGCAUAAGCAAAGGGAAUAUAUGGCCAUCAAAGACAAGCUAGGAGAGCGCUUUCUCACAGCAAAUGACCUGUGGAUCCUGGAAAACAAGAUGAAUUUCCUAAUAAGAGUUGCAAAGCUUCAAAAGAUUGAGAGGGAAAACAUGUCAUUCAUGCACAGUUACAGGUUUAAGAAGAGUGUUGCAGAGUUUGUGUGCUGGCUCAAUGACUACCAGCAAAAAUUCACAGACCAACAGGUCUUUGAUUUGCAGAGACAGUUUCGGAGGCUCACCUUCCUCACUGAACUCAUCGUCCAUUGUCAUAAGGCAGACAAGAAUGGACAAAGCAAUAAAGUUCAAUCUGAGGUACAAUCCAUAAACGAAGUUUUGGAAAAGUCUGGCCAAUUCACUGAGCAAGAUGAACAAAGAGUGAAAGAAACCAUGAAGGAGCUGAACAAAAAGGUUCCACUCACAGGCUUGGGGAUCAGUGAGGAGGAGCGAAAGAUGAUCGUCUCAGCUAUAAAAAUGCCUCAAGGACACUGGCACAAAUGUCCUAAUGGCCAUGUCUAUGUAAUAACAGAGUGUGGAGGGGCUAUGGAAAGACGAAAGUGCCCUGAUUGUGAUGCUACUAUUGGUGGGAGCCAGCACAGACUAGAAAGUGGCAACCAAGUCGCCUCAGAGAUGGAUGGGGCACAGCAUCCUGCUUGGUCUGAAGCUAACAACCUUCUGAAUUUUGAUCAGUUUGACUUCUGAAAGCCACAUUGGAGAAGUCUGUGGCUGUGUAGUUUCAACCCCAACUGUUGGUUGCAAAACCCAUGAGAGGCAACCAGUUAUGGUUUUACUGUAAUAACCACUUUAAUACAUGCUGGACAUUGUAAAUAAAAGGAGACAGUGUAGCUGUCUAUUUCACUUUGAGGCAAUCAAGUCUCCUGAGAGACAGAUGGACAGAGUAUUCUGUUUGAGACGAGAAUCUUCUUGCAUGAAAUUGACUUUUCAAUGUAAAAGCAAUACUAGUACUUUUUAUUACUUUUUAUCUGCAAAUAUCCAAUUUACUUUCUAUCAUGAAUUUAUGUCACACUGUUGUAACUUCUAGUUAAUGGAAGUUUUAACAUUUGCUGUUCGAGGCUCGGUGGGUGGUUGUUUUGUUUUAAAAAUUGCUUUGCGGUAGAAACCAUGUAUCAAGGAUCAGCCGCAAGUCACAGAGUAAGUGAUAGAUGAUAGUAUUUAAAGCUGGACCUACUAACUGUAACCCUUUGAAGUGUUCAAGACUCCCUGUGUAAGUAACAGCUGUCCUGUACCUUAACAAUAGAUGGCAGUAAAACACUGUAAAAGAACAUACAGAGAAAUUACUUGAUUUUUAUCUUGCUUGCAAGUUGCUCAUAUGAAAUAAAAAUGUCUGGACA
This is a messenger RNA of Toxotes jaculatrix (banded archerfish), 6779 nucleotides long. It is a transcript of the gene znfx1, whose product is annotated as zinc finger, NFX1-type containing 1. Gene Ontology annotation, cellular component: nucleus; nuclear RNA-directed RNA polymerase complex. Lineage: Eukaryota; Metazoa; Chordata; Actinopteri; Toxotidae. Gene Ontology annotation, molecular function: helicase activity; zinc ion binding. The transcript is spliced from 19 exons. Bases 187 to 6129 code for a protein of 1980 amino acids. Gene Ontology annotation, biological process: regulatory ncRNA-mediated heterochromatin formation. The record is from RefSeq and is a predicted model, not a curated record.